AUGUGGAGAGAGAGUGCGUUCUUGGUGAUUCUGCUGUUUCGACUUCACCAAAUUUCUGCUACAAAGCACUAUGUUCAUGCUUGUCCCCUUUCUUCCUGUGGCAAACUCACCAACAUAACGCAUCCAUUCCGACUAAAAGGCGACCCAGAUCGCUGCGGCGACCACAGGUAUGAGCUCACCUGUGAAAAUAACGUUACAAUUUUAUCUUUGUACUCCGGAAAAUACAAUGUGCAGGCCAUCAACUACAAUAAUUUCACAAUCCGAGUGGUUGAUCCCGGUGUUCGGCAAUCAAAUUGCUCCUCCAUUCCUCUCUAUUUCUUGUCUCGAUCCAAUUUCAGUGAUUCCUAUAAUUUCCUCGAGAUUGAUAUGGAUGCAUACCAAACUACUCAAGAACGAUUAUCCGAACCUAUCUAUUUUAACCAUAUAAGAAUGCGCGAAGUUCUUUCAAAGCCGGUUUCCGAACAUGUAGUUUUCAUGAAUUGUAACCAUACUGUGAGUGACAAUGGUAAGUAUGUAGAUACUGCUCCCUGCGUGAAUUGGCACUCCAAAGGUUAUACAUAUGCUAUAGCUGGGGACCUAAUAGCCGAGGAGUUAGAAGUUGGUUGUAAUGUAAAGCUGGUUACUCCCACAUCUUGGUGGGGUUUGAACACACCUCAAUAUUCCUACAGUGAGAUGCACAAGGCACUAGCGUAUGGGUUUGAGAUUUCGUGGAUGAAUCGCGCCUGCCAGGACAUUUGUGCAAAUUCAAUGGAUAGUUCAAUGGAUGGCUCCUGCAUAUGGGACACUUCCGGGAGGCUUGAUUGCUCGCUCAACUGCCACAGGUUCCUGUCAAUUUUGAGUAUAUGUGAAAUGAGACUGCGGAACCAGAUUUUGUGCAAAGCUAUAUGUAUGUAUGUAAAACAAGUUCAGAAAAAUCCAGAGUGA
Messenger RNA from Vigna radiata var. radiata (mung bean), 924 nucleotides. RefSeq lists its product as uncharacterized. The record is from RefSeq and is a predicted model, not a curated record. Gene Ontology annotation, molecular function: polysaccharide binding. Bases 1 to 924 code for a protein of 307 amino acids. The transcript is spliced from 2 exons. Lineage: Eukaryota; Viridiplantae; Streptophyta; Magnoliopsida; Fabales; Fabaceae.